This is a messenger RNA of Glossina fuscipes, 609 nucleotides long. RefSeq names its product cell death protein Grim-like. The coding region runs from base 214 to 609 and encodes 131 amino acids. NCBI's taxonomy places the organism in Eukaryota, Metazoa, Arthropoda, Insecta, Diptera, Glossinidae. The record is from RefSeq and is a predicted model, not a curated record. The transcript has a single exon.
CAACUAUUAUCAAUUUGCCGAGUUUGAGCGUAAUGCAUAAGGCAAGACGAAUAUUUAUUAUAAAAUCGACGGUCAUAAGGAACAGUCACAGCUUACUUGAUAUAUUUUAAAACAAAGACAUCAAGCCUUCAAGCUACAAACAACUUCUUAAUAAUUGCUUGACUACAAACAAAAAUAAAAUAUUUGGUAAAAUUUUUAACAAAUACUUUAAAGAUGGCUAAACCCUUUAAGGCACCAAACAUCGGUAUUAGCGCGAGACAAACGCAACAGCACCAACCGGCUAACAGUUUGCCAUCAUCGUCAAGGGCUUCUCCUCAGCAAGCCGACGUCGAUCAUUUCGUAAAUGCUGGACAAGUUUAUCAUAUUAAUGCAAACUUAACAGCGCCUAGCAGAGGAAAGCCACUAGGAUGUUGGGAUUUUCUAAUUCAAACUCUCUGUUUCAGUCUACGGUCCUAUUCGAAGCGUCAACGGCCAGUGAUUAUUAAAAUUUCUUCGGAAUUUAAAAGUCAACGCCUCACUGACUCUGCCGUACCUACGGUAACCACGUCUGAGCCAAGUAAACAAUCGCAUGGAUAUCGAUCAUACUCAAACCAAGCCAGUCUGCCAUAA